AUGGCAGAACGUGAGCUUCCUACACCUCAAGCUACUAUCUCGGUGAUUCUUGCAAGGUUUGGUACUAGAGGAUUUAACGAGAGAGAAACCGUCAGCUUAUUUGGAGCACACAGCAUAGGCAUUACGCACUGCACAUUCUUUGAGGACAGGCUAUACAACUUCUCAGGAACCGGGAAGCCUGACCUUGAACUCGAUACAGGGUUCCAGCAAGAACUGAAAACCAAGUGCCCCUUCUCUGCCUCGGCGCCAUCCCCUAGCUCUGGACAGUCCAUACCUGCAUCAGAUUGA
Eruca vesicaria subsp. sativa (arugula) is the source of this 288-nucleotide messenger RNA. The record is from the annotation of a GenBank genome assembly. NCBI's taxonomy places the organism in Eukaryota, Viridiplantae, Streptophyta, Magnoliopsida, Brassicales, Brassicaceae.